AUGUCCUCCCUUGCAGCUGCUAGAGCAGACAACUUUUACUAUCCCCCAGAAUGGGAUCCAAGCCAGGGUUCUCUGAACUCGUUUCAUGGCCAACAUGCCUUAAGAGAGAGAGCAAGGAAGAUAGAUCAGGGUAUCUUGAUUAUAAGGUUUGAGAUGCCUUAUAAUAUAUGGUGUGGAGGAUGUAAUUCUAUGAUUGCAAAGGGUGUCCGGUUCAAUGCAGAAAAGAAGCAAGUUGGGAAUUACUAUUCCACAAAGAUAUGGAGCUUUACCAUGAAAGCUGCAUGCUGUAGACAAGAGAUCACCAUCCAGACUGAUCCAAAGAACUGUGAGUAUGUUAUCAUCAGUGGGGCUCAGAAAAAAACUGAGGACUUUGAUGUUGAAGAUGCAGAAACUUUUGAAUUACCUGCUGAUGAAGAGAAAGGGAAGCUUGCUGAUCCAUUUUACCGCCUCGAACACCAGGAAGAAGACUUGAAGAAAAAGAAAGAAGCUGAACCAGUGCUUGUGCGUCUCCAGAGAAUGUCUGAUGCCAGACAUUCGGAUGAUUAUGCCAUAAAUAAGAGUCUCCGGGCCAAACUUAGAAGUCAAAAGAAAAGAGUCGCUGCAGAAGAAGCUGCUUCUAGGAAAAGGGGCCUUGGAAUUCGACUACUUCCAGCUUCGGAACAAGAUGCUGCUGCAGCAGCAAAAGUGAAGUUUUCUAGUAAGUUUGAAAAAAAUAGGAAGGACAAGCGGGCAUUGAUCAACUCUGCUUCCAUAUUCCCAGGAUUGUCUGCCUCAUCCAUGUCUGGCAAGAGAAGGCUGGAGCUAGAGUCUAAAAGAAGAAAAAUUUCUGCUAGUGCGGCAUCUAGCCUUUUGGCUGGGGGAUAUAAACCGUCAUCAUGGUCAGAGGGCGCUGUUUUGUCAAGCAGGCAAAAGGGAGCUUCAAUGAAUUCAAGACACUAG
Messenger RNA from Vicia faba (fava bean), 939 nucleotides. Lineage: Eukaryota; Viridiplantae; Streptophyta; Magnoliopsida; Fabales; Fabaceae. The record is from the annotation of a GenBank genome assembly.